This is a messenger RNA of Xyrauchen texanus (razorback sucker), 2439 nucleotides long. Its product is annotated as transmembrane emp24 domain-containing protein 9-like. NCBI's taxonomy places the organism in Eukaryota, Metazoa, Chordata, Actinopteri, Cypriniformes, Catostomidae. Gene Ontology annotation, cellular component: Golgi apparatus; endoplasmic reticulum-Golgi intermediate compartment; endoplasmic reticulum. The transcript is spliced from 5 exons. The coding region runs from base 9 to 680 and encodes 223 amino acids. The record is from RefSeq and is a predicted model, not a curated record. Gene Ontology annotation, biological process: Golgi organization; intracellular protein transport; endoplasmic reticulum to Golgi vesicle-mediated transport.
GUGUCAAGAUGGUGGCAAUCAGAAAGCAGUUCACACUUUACUUGGUGCUGUUAUUAAACGUUUACACCAGUUUUGUGUCUUCGUUGUACUUUCAUAUCGGCGAGACUGAAAAGAAAUGCUUCAUAGAAGAAAUACCGGACGAAACCAUGAUAAUAGGUAACUACCGGACACAGCUGUAUGACAAGCAGAAAGAAGAGUAUUUGCCUGCUACUCAAGGACUUGGCAUGUUCGUGGAAGUGAAAGAUCCUGAUGAGAAGGUAAUCCUGUCUCGUCAGUAUGGAUCAGAGGGCAGGUUCACCUUCACUUCCCACACACCAGGAGAGCAUCAAAUCUGCCUGCACUCCAAUUCUUCCAAAUUUGCUCUGUUUGCUGGCGGAAUGCUUCGUGUUCACCUGGAUAUCCAAGUUGGUGAGCAUACAAACAACUAUGCAGAAAUUGCUGCAAAAGACAAGCUUAGUGAGCUGCAACUGAGGGUGCGACAGCUGAUGGAGCAGGUGGAUCAGGUCCAAAAAGAACAGAACUAUCAGAGGUAUCGUGAGGAACGCUUCAGACAGACGAGUGAGAGCACCAAUCAGAGGGUUCUGUGGUGGUCUAUCGUCCAAACACUGAUUCUGGUGGCCAUUGGUUUUUGGCAAAUGAGACAUCUCAAGAGCUUCUUUGAGGCCAAGAAAUUAGUAUAGAACUAGUUGGAUUUUUUUCUUUUUUAUUGUGAUGUCAGUUGAUACAGUACACACAGAAAUUUGAAGAUUAACUGUUUCGUGUGUGGUCAAGACUGCUGAAAACUCAAAAUGCGCUCUGUUCAGUUCCCACCCUAAAUCUUUUUUGUUGAAUACUGCUUUGAGAUUUGUUUUACACUGUUUGUUCCAGUGCCACACCCUAGUGUAAUGUGAAUCUAGUUUCUGUUCAGAUAUACAUUACAGUUUGUUCUAGGCUGUUUUAAGUAAAAAACACUCUUUUAAAUGAUUCAGCAAAGUAAUUUACUGCAGUUAGUUGUUGACUUUUUCUUUUCUUUUAUUGCUCCCCAACUUGUUACAAUAAAAUUUUGAUUUUUUUUUUGGGAAAAACUGAUGAAGAAAAUAACUAUUAACUGUAUCAAGGGCUGUUAGUGUAAUGUUUUUCUACAUGGAUUAUUUGCUUAAACAUUUACAAGACAAAAAUAACUGAGUUUAUCCUGGUGGCAGGUGCAUAUGUCUUCUGUUGUUUUGUUAUGCAGUAAUUAGUACAAUAUUUAAAGUAUAUUUUCUCAAAGUGAAUGUUUGUUGUUUUCUUUUAUACAUUUGGUCAAAGUUUUCUGUACCCCUGCCUCCCAGAUUAGAUUAGAAUUAUGCUGCUUUACCUUUUGAUAGAUACAGUUUGCUGAACUGUUUGAACAUGCAUGUGUUAAAUGCAUGUAUCCAAAUAAAUGGCAAAUUGUAGUUAUCAAAAGUUAAAAGGUUAAAGUAUGUGUACAUAAGCAGAGUGAAUACCUGGAACAUCAAAAUAAAUACUCCUGGGAUAUAUUUUUUCUUCAUAUUUUCUUAAAUUUGCCAUUAACUAUUAAUUGUCUAACAAAAUGUAGACAUAAUUUAAUAAGUUUUUCUCAACAGUGCUCUGUGAGAACUGUAUAACAUCUUGCACAUAUACUGGCAGCAAAAAGUUUGGAAUAAUGUACAGACUUAUGGAAAGUACUUGGUGCUUUAAUUCAGCAAAGUGACAGUCAACUGAUCACAAUGUAUAGUCGGGACAUUAAUAUUGUGAAAAAUAUUGAAAUAAUGUUUUUUCCAAUUUGAAAAAAAAACUUCUACUUCAAAGAGUUCUCAUCAAAAAAUCCUCCAUGUGCAGCAAUGACAGUUUUGCAGAUCCUUGGCAUUCUAGCUGUCAGUUUUUCCAGAUACUCAAGUGACAUUUCACCCCCCGCUUCCUGUAGCACUUGUCAUAGAUCUUGCCAUAGUCUUGUCGGGCACUUACCACGCACCUUACAGUCCAGCUGAUCCCACAUAAGCUCAAUGGAGUUAAGAUCCAUAACACAUUGUGUCUGUGUUUCUUUGCCCAGUCUAACCUUUUCUUUUUGGUUUCCUGUUUCUUCCCAUAAGGGCUGCACCCCUGAGUCUUCUCUUUAAUGUUGUACAUGAAACUGGUGUUGAGCGGGUAGAAUUCAAUGAAGCUGUCAGUUGAUGAUAUGUGAGGCAACUAUUUUUCAAACUAGAGACUCUGAUGUACUUAUCCUCUUGAUUAGUUGUACAUCUGGCCUUCCACAUCUCUUUCCGUCCUUGUUAGAGCCAGUUGUCCUUUCUCUUUGAAGACUAGUGUACACCUUUGUAUGAAAUCUUCAGUAUUUUGGUAAUUUCAAGCAUCAUUGGUGGUGGUGGAUGAAACACACUUUCAACCUGUCCCUCUCCUUGUCUGUAGUACCCACAUGCUUCAAAACAUCCUCCAUUGUGCCUGUACAAAAGCAAUAAA